Molecule: messenger RNA, 6364 nt
Organism: Mus pahari (shrew mouse)
Lineage: Eukaryota; Metazoa; Chordata; Mammalia; Rodentia; Muridae
Gene: Hic2
Product: HIC ZBTB transcriptional repressor 2
Exons: 3
Coding region: 232-2091 (619 amino acids)
Biological process (GO): regulation of transcription by RNA polymerase II
Cellular component (GO): nucleus
Molecular function (GO): DNA-binding transcription factor activity, RNA polymerase II-specific; RNA polymerase II cis-regulatory region sequence-specific DNA binding; protein binding
Source: RefSeq, a predicted model, not a curated record
GUCACAAGCUUCCAAGAUGGCGCGGAGCGGGCGGCUGUGAGCGGCGCUCUGGGCGCGCUGGGCGGAGAGCCGAGCGGGGGCCGGCGGAGGGCGGACAGGGCGGGCGCGUGCAGCUCAGGUCGGGCGCCCCAGACGAGGAGCCUCUGGCAGGCACCUGAGGUAACCAGGCUUUGAUGCACCCUCAGGAAGUCUGUGCACUCGAGGAGGCCACCCCCGCCGGCUGCUGCUCACAUGGUUUCUGGGCCCCUGGCACUCCGGUGGUGCCCGUGGGCAGGGCACAGGGACAUGGGGCCAGACAUGGAGCUUCCCAGCCAUUCAAAACAGCUCCUGCUACAGCUGAACCAGCAGAGGGCCAAGGGCUUCCUGUGUGACGUCAUCAUCAUGGUGGAGAACUCUAUCUUCCGGGCCCACAAGAAUGUCCUGGCUGCUAGCAGCAUCUACUUCAAGUCCCUGGUCCUGCAUGAUAACCUCAUCAACUUAGACACAGACAUGGUCAGCUCCACUGUGUUCCAGCAGAUCCUGGACUUCAUCUACACAGGCAAACUCCUGCCCAGUGACCAGCCAUCUGAGCCAAACUUCAGCACUCUACUCACUGCUGCCAGCUACCUCCAGCUGCCUGAGUUGGCAGCCCUCUGUCGCCGCAAACUGAAGCGAGCUGGCAAGCCCUUUGGCCCUGGACGAGUGGGUACUGCUGGCAUAGGGCGACCAACCCGCAGUCAGCGGCUGUCCACAGCCUCUGUCAUCCAGGCUCGGUUUCCAGGGCUUGUAGAUGUGCGUAAAGGACACCCUGCUCCCCAGGAGCUCCCUCAAGCCAAAGGCUCAGAUGAUGAGCUUUUUCUGGGCACCUCCACUCAGGAGAGCACACACGGUCUGGGCUUGGGGGGCCCAGCUGGUGGGGAGGUGGGCUUGGGGGGCUGCAGCACCAGCACCAAUGGGAGCAGUGGGAGCUGUGAGCAGGAGCUGGGCUUGGACCUGUCUAAGAAGAGCCCACCCUUACCUCCUACAACCCCUGGCCCCCACCUCACUCCUGAGGACCCAGCCCAGCUGAGUGACAGCCAGCGAGAGUCACCCGCACCCACGUCGACCUCUGCCCUGCCUGUCGGCAAUAGUGCCUCAUUUGUUGAGCUGGGGGCCACUCCUGAUGAGCCCAUGGAUGUGGAAGGGGCUGAGGAAAACCACCUGAGUCUGCUGGAAGGACAGGGUGGGCAGCCUCGCAAGAGCCUCCGCCAUUCAGCCCGCAAAAAAGAUUGGAACAAAAAGGAGCCUGUGGCUGGGUCCCCCUUUGAUCGGAGAGAAACGGGGUCUAAGGGUUCCUGCCCAGGGGAAGAAGGUGAGGGGUCUGGGGACAGGGUUCCCAAUGGCGUUCUGGCUAGCAGUGCUGGUGGAGGUGGCCCCAGUGCAUCGUUCGGGGAGCAGUCAUUCCCCUGCAAGGGGGAGGAGGAGAAUGGCAAAGAUGGGAGUGAGGACAGUGGGCAGAGUGGGAGUGAGGGGGGCAGUGGCCACACUGGCGCCCACUACGUAUACCGGCAGGAAGGCUAUGAGACAGUGUCAUAUGGAGACAAUGUGUAUGUGUGCAUCCCCUGUGCCAAGGGCUUCCCCAGCUCUGAGCAGCUCAAUGCUCACGUGGAGACACACACGGAGGAGGAGUUAUUCAUCAAGGAAGAAGGGGCUUAUGAGACCGGCAGUGGGGGUGCAGAGGAGGAGGCUGAGGACCUGUCAACACCCAGUGCAGCCUACCCAGCUGACUCUCGUCCUUUCAAGUGCUCAGUUUGUGAGAAGACCUACAAGGACCCAGCCACACUGCGGCAACAUGAGAAGACACACUGGUUGACCCGUCCGUUCCCCUGCAACAUUUGUGGAAAGAUGUUCACACAGCGAGGCACUAUGACACGCCACAUGCGGAGCCACCUGGGCCUGAAGCCCUUUGCCUGUGAUGAGUGUGGCAUGCGUUUCACUCGCCAGUACCGCCUCACAGAGCACAUGCGUGUGCACUCAGGUGAAAAGCCCUACGAGUGCCAGCUCUGUGGAGGCAAGUUCACCCAACAGCGCAACCUCAUCAGCCACCUGCGCAUGCACACUUCCCCUUCCUAGAAGCCAAAGACCCGUGGGAGCCCUCUACAGACUUGCCACUCGGGAACCCACGGAAGCAUGGUGGGAGGGUUGAGCCCCAAAGUCCGACAUGAGGCUCCUGGCAGCCCCUCUGGCCCAGCCUCCUCACACCCAGAGCUUUAAUCAACAGUGUACCAAGGGAAGCCAAGAGAAGCUGACCAGUCUAAGCCCUCUGCAUGUGGUGCUGGUGAUAGUCUACCUCCCGCUCCUACUGGGCUUUCCAGCUCCCCUGAAGGAGCUGCUGAAGAGCCAGUGGGAGUCCAUCAUGUGGGUUCCAGUGGGGCCUGGUUGGCUCCUUUCCUGCAGGUUGGGCUGGGCCACAGGGCUUCCCGUGGCCAAAAGUGGUGCCUGGAGCAGGUCUAGCUGGCAGGGACUCGACUGUGUGUGUGCAUGUGUGCUUGUGUCUUUGCAGUGCAGUGUGACUCUGGUGUUGGGAUGCUGGUGCUGGGUGGCAGUUCCUUUCUCUGUGAACUGGGGUGGCAACUGCUAGCUGGCACUGGAACAGUCAGGGUGACCCACUGCCUACCUCUCUGCAACUAAAGAGCCCUCUGGGCCUAGAUUGCUGUUAUUCCUACUGAGCUGUUCCUAUUUCUUUUUUACAGUUUUUAAAAAUUCUUUUUUAAAACCAAAAUGAACAAUAUUUUCCUCCUGCCUCUUUGGGGUUGAGCCUGGGUCUGCAGACUGAAUGUAACCGGGGCAGCUGCCCCUCCCUGUUGUUUUCCCCAGUCCUGGUGCUUGGGCAUGGUUGAACCUGCCUCUCCAAGGCUCCAGAAGCCCUUCUUGCCCAAAGGCUUCCCUGAUCCUGAGCCCUGCCUGCCUGGGCUUCCUCAGGAGAAUAUGCUUUUCCAUAAUUUCCAAGGAAUGUCUCUUGUUAGAGGUACUUUUAUUGAGAACCACACCCUCCCCCCAUAUACCUUUUUGAGAUGUUGGAACUGGAAGGUCUGAAGUUUCAGAGGGUGGAGGGGAGGCUAGAUUCGGUGCCAGAGCCAUCUGUACUCUUGCUCUCGUGCGCACACAUGUCGUCUGUGCGUCUCUAUGUGCGUGCGUGCGUGUGUGUGUGUGUGUGUGUGUGUGUGUGUGUGUUGCUUAUGCACAGAUGCUUCACUUCCUUGCUCACUGAACAUGGUGGGGAGCCUUCUGACCUUUGCUACCUCUUGAACCUCUUGAAUUCAGUACCCAGUACAGUUGAGGCUGAGCCAUUUGCUUUUGUUUUUCUGUAGUGGAAGUAACCUGGGCUUGGGCUGGCCCGAGCCCCUUGUGGGACCCAGUGUUCUCUGAAGAGAUGUCUGCUGCUCAAGGGAUGUUGUGUGUGGGGCAGGUGCUGGGCAUCUGAGUAACAGACAGAAGCCAUUAGGAAGGAGCAGCUCCCUUUUAUGAGCCAGGGUCAGGUGGAAGUGAGCCCGCCCCAUCCUGUCCCCUCCAGAGCUCAGGUAUGUCUGGUAACCUCCUGCAGAGCCAGAGGUAAUGGUUGACCCCUUUCUAUACUGACUCAGUACAGGGUUAAGCUAACCCUCCCAUGGGUAUAUCAGCCAGCCUCAGAUGUUUGCAUGGGCUUCUGCAAGGGGCAAGGCAAGACCAAGAGUGUCUGUGCUCUGUCCCAGAUGGGCCUAGAGGCCUUAUCAUCAUGUUGCUUCAUGGCUUUUCAUUUCCCUUUUGAUUUUUUUUACUUCAGACCAAAAAAUUCCAGAGUCAUCCCCUGCUUGCCUCCACCCCUCAGAGACCCUGGAGCCUAUGUUCAGUACCCAGAGAGUGUUGGGUGUGGGAGCGAGGGCAUCUGGCCAGACCUCCACAUGGUGCCCUUGUACUGAGCCAGCUCUCCAUCAGCCCUCACCUGGAAUCUUAGUUCUCUGACUGAGCAUCUGAAUGCAGACCAGGGCACUAUUCUACCCAGGGAAGUAGCAGGGCAUGCUAACCCCUGCCACCCACCCACCCACCCACCCACCAGCACUUAAGUCCUAGGACAUAAGGUCUGUAUGGCGUGGGAACCCUGUGUGGCCUCCCAGGCUGCGGGUACCCUCAUUUGCAGAAAUUCAGGGACUAGGAGCAGAGCCCCUCACUCAGCAUGUAUGUGCGACAGAGUACUGUACUCACCUUAGUGUUGUACCAAGCCUUUUCUGUAUUUUAAUGAGAAAGCAAAACACUAGUUUCCUAUUUAAGAUUUAAGGGUUGUUGGGAUGGGUGGGAUCCACACUUGGAUUCUCUUUCCUUUGUUUCCACUGGUGCAUGCCUAUGAGUGUGUCUCUGUGUGUGUCUGUGUGUGUGGAGAUAUAAGAGCCUCAUGGAAACCAGGCCAUAGGAGGCCAAGGCAGCGAACAGUUCUCUGUUUUAGUCAUUUAAUUGCUAAAUGUUUUGGGGAAACCGGAAACAGAAAAUAGCAGAUGUCAUGUAGAAAAAAAGAAAAAGUUUAAAAAAAAAAAAAAAUCAAAAGAAAAAAAAGCUCAUACCCAAAUUCACAAAACCUAUUUUUUAAACCAAAGCACAUUUUGAAUGAGUGUGGAACCUCAGUGGGCUCAAAAAAUACUAAUAUAUUUAUCUCAUUGUUUACAUAAACUUAUACAGUUUCAGACCUCAGCACCUACAACACCAGUCCCAGGGAAGCUCUCCCCUCCCACCUGGGUCCUUCUGAGGCGACCCUUGAGCAGCUCAAGGGCAGAGGCAGCCCUGGGUGCUGGGUAAAGGCUAGAAGUCCCCCUAGCUUCACCUGAGCCCUCAUCCCCAGUUUUUUGGGGCCUCUUCAAGCUCAGCUGCCACCAAAGAGCAUGCACCAAGCUGACCAGCCCCCCAGGCUUCCUAGCUGAACCCAGGGGGUGGAUUUGGCCCUGCCCGUGAGCCUUGUGUUACUUUGAGAGUCACUCAAGCCAAAAAAGCAGGUAGCUUUAUGAAGCUCAGUGGACUCCGUCAUGCAUGCACCCUACCCCGGGCAGCAGAAGGGUCUGACUGGAGUCUGGUCCUUACUAACAGAUGGUGCAGACACUCUCAACAGUGUUGUUUUUGUAUCAAUGUUUGUGCAGUGAUGAAUGUAUUUAUUUCUCAGACUUAGGGCAAUCUGGUGGAGCAGGCCCGGCUCUGCCAGAGCCCAUUCCCACCGGACCGAGCUACUGCAAGGGCUCUUCCAAGGUUGCAAAAAGGAAAAGAUGAACUUAUGAACAUGUAAGGAUCUCAGACUUGCAGCAUAGCCAUACACCUCAACUGUGACUCCUGACCUCAUGUGGCCCAGGAAGUGUGUUUUCCGUCCAUCAACACUGAGGGGAGCCAGGUCCCCACCUGCUGUCCACACUAUCAGUAUUCACUGGACCUCAGGUCCUUGUGCAGGAGUGCGAUCUGCCAGGCUGUCUGUCAGCAGGCAGACUGCUGCCUUCCUGAGAAGGGGAAACCCUGGGCAGCCGGGAGGGCAGGGCUCAGGGAGCAAGUGAAUGAAUGAAUGAAGGCAGAAGCUAAGGGCAAGGCCUGUAAAGAUUGGACAGGCUCUCGAAGCCCUGCUGUGCUCGAUUAAAGGGACCAAGGUCUUCCUUUCCCCGGUCAUGAUGGGGCCAAUGUUACUGAACCUAUGAAAUGGAUGCCAGGAAUGAGGGAUAGAGAGGGACCCGACCUCAGUCUGACAUUCCAACCCAGGAAAGGGUGGGAGCUGUGGAUCCGUGCUGCCCAGGACCCCUUCCUAGGAAACCUGCAGCUUCAGUCACCUUACUUUAACUUUCUACCAGGGACCCCUCCCCCUACCUCACCUUGCUAUUUAUUGCUGUAAUUUAUUGACCUCAAAAAUGCUGCAUAACAGACCUCACUUGGGUCAGGGAGAGUUCCCAGGGUCCUCCCCUCCACUUGGUGGGGCCCCAUGGGGCCAGGUGCUGAGAGGAACCCCCUGUACCCACCCAUCACUCAUUUCCUCCAGGAGCCCCAGGUUGGGUUCUGUCCAUCCCAUUUGCAAAUACCUCAGGAGGGAUGGGGUAUAUCUGUUUCAUUUAAUUGGAACUGGAAGAGGGAUCACGACAUCCUUUAUGCCCUUCCCCGAGCAGGGGAGGGAUGCUAGGAUCGCACUCCUGUACUGGUCACCCUCAUUGCCACUCAUCACAUUGAUUUGAGUUUACUUCCCUAAAGAGUUUGGAUGGAUGCAUUCAGGUCAGAGCUGCAGCUCUGCAGCCCUCCUAUGUUAGAGUGAUUUAUCCAUGACUAAUCUCUCCAUUCAAAAUGCAGUCUUAAUGUACAGUGAUGAGAAACUGUUAUUUUAUGAUCUUUUCAUUAAAAGCUUGAUUGAAAACUG